AUGCCUCUGCUUUACCACUGCAGGAAGGAACUCCAGUUGAUGCAUAAGGAGCUUGAGGUGUUGUCAGUGCAGCACACUCAAAAAUGCCUGGAAAACUCUCAGCUGAGCCAGGAGCUGCACGAUGAGAGGCAGUCCUUGAUGCAGUACCAAAAAGAAAACCAGGAGCUCAAAAAGAAGCAGAGGGAAACAGAUGAGAUGUCUCAGCUACAUUUCUCACUAAAUGGGAAACAGUCGCACGUUGCUCCUCAAGUGAACGACUUCUAUGAGAUGGAGGUGAUUCUACGGGCGAGAGAGGCCGAAAUGCAGUUUCUCAGGCAGGAAGCUCGUUCUCUCAGAGAGGAUCUGAAGAUUGCUCGAAUGGACAAAAUAUACGCCCAGAACAAGCUCAAGGCUCUCUAUGCGAACAGCCAGGAUGAACCCCAUCAUGAUCUCAACAAACUCUGUGAAGACGUCAAGUUUGCCACUUGGUCUCCAGGCAGAGACGCCUCAGGGCCGAGCCUCGAGGACAGUGUGACAAACACGGGUAAUGCGGCUUUUCUGAAGAAAACAGAGAAAUCAUCCCUCACACAUCAGAUCAGAGGAGUGAGAUCAAAGAGUUUAAAAGAAGGCCUCUCUAUCCAGGAAAGAAUGAAGCUUUUUGAGUCAUUCUAAUCCAAACAAGAUGAGAAGAAUUUCAGAGUAAAACUGCUGUUAAACGGAAGAUGUAUCUCUUUUUUGUUGUUACGCAACAUGUGUUAUAUUUUAUGUAAUUGUUUUUUACCUUGUAAAAAGUUGGUUUGUUGUUGACAUGCUAUGUUCUUUGGAAUGUGUGUGAGAGGUAGAAAUGAGUGUCAAUAUACCACUAGAGGGAGCAACAAGCACUGGCUUUUCUAGAUAAACAUUUCUAAAAGUUGACUGUUAUUCAUUACACAGCAAUUACAAAAAUAAAUUCUAUUUAUAUUUUGUUCCUCAGUACAAUGUACAGUUUAACUUAUAGACAUAUUAUCUGUGUUUUCAUUAAAAUGACUCUGUGUUGUAUCAGUUGUAUAAAAACUGUCAUUAACAUGUUGUACCACUAGAUGUAGCAUAAUACAACAUAUGCUCUCACAUCAGAGGUGAUGUUGGUGAACCUGUAUCUGUUCUUUUGCUGUUUUAUGACCAAAAAUAUUUCAGCUGCAUAAUGAAGUAAUGGCAAGAAUUUUAGGAAGGCCACUCUUUUUAUCGAUAUAUGAAAAUAUUAGGGUUAGUGUGUGAAUAUU
This is a messenger RNA of Epinephelus moara (kelp grouper), 1238 nucleotides long. Its product is annotated as myosin phosphatase Rho-interacting protein-like. Gene Ontology annotation, molecular function: actin filament binding. Gene Ontology annotation, biological process: actin filament organization. Gene Ontology annotation, cellular component: actin cytoskeleton. The record is from RefSeq and is a predicted model, not a curated record. Lineage: Eukaryota; Metazoa; Chordata; Actinopteri; Perciformes; Serranidae. The transcript is spliced from 6 exons. Bases 1 to 651 code for a protein of 216 amino acids.